This is a messenger RNA of Hypomesus transpacificus, 2253 nucleotides long. RefSeq names its product lysyl-tRNA synthetase 1 (gene kars1). Lineage: Eukaryota; Metazoa; Chordata; Actinopteri; Osmeriformes; Osmeridae. Gene Ontology annotation, molecular function: ATP binding; tRNA binding; lysine-tRNA ligase activity. The transcript is spliced from 15 exons. Gene Ontology annotation, cellular component: cytosol; cytoplasm; nucleus. Gene Ontology annotation, biological process: positive regulation of macrophage activation; basophil activation involved in immune response; lysyl-tRNA aminoacylation. The record is from RefSeq and is a predicted model, not a curated record. Bases 127 to 1959 code for a protein of 610 amino acids.
CGGACGUUGGCGGCGUCACUUUGCAGCACGGUCAAGAUGGCUGAUGUCACAGCAGCGGACGGAGAGAAACUCAGCAAAAAGUCUGGUCAUUGAAUGGUGUAGGUCAGUAGAUCAGCCUGCUUCGGCAUGCUGACAGUGGUCAGGGCUGCCAGGCAGCAGUUGUGCCAAGCCCUCAGGGUCAGGGCACAGGGGAUAAAGUUGGCUCUCCCCAGUUCAGCAACAGUCCCAACUUUAAUUCAGGGGAAUCGCUGGCGAGGUGACAAAAGUGAGCUAAAGAGGCGGAUGAAAGCUGACAAGAAGGCAGCUGAGAAAGCUGACAAAGUCAAGGAACAGCAGGAGCAGACUAAAGAUACCAAUGACACAGCAGAUCAAAAUGCCUUUGGGGCAGAUGAAGAGACCCUUGACCCUAACCAAUACUACAAGAUCCGCACCCAAGCCAUCCAAGCUCUUAAGGGCACAGCAGAGGACCCGUACCCACACAAGUUCCAGGUAGAUCUGUCGCUCACAGAGUUUAUCGCGAAAUACAACCAUCUACAGCCAGGAGACCAGCUAACAAAUGUGGUUCUCAGUCUGUCAGGCCGUGUCCAUGCCAAGAGAGAGUCGGGGGCCAAGUUACUGUUUUACGACCUGAGAGGGGAAGGCGUCAAGCUUCAAGUCAUGGCAAACAACAGGAACUAUAAAUCAGAGGAGGAGUUUGUGCGAAUCAACAACAAGCUGCGUCGUGGUGACAUCAUUGGAGUCCGUGGGAACCCCGGAAAGACUAAAAAGGGGGAGCUGAGCAUCAUUCCCAUAGAGAUGACCCUGCUGUCACCUUGUUUGCACAUGCUGCCCCAUCUGCACUUUGGACUCAAAGAUAAGGAAACCAGGUUCCGUCAGCGUUACCUAGAUCUGAUUCUCAAUGACUCUGUGAGGCAGAAGUUUAUAACACGCUCCAAGAUCAUCUCCUACCUUCGAAGCUUCCUGGACCAGCUGGGGUUCCUAGAGAUUGAGACACCCAUGAUGAACCUGAUCCCAGGUGGUGCCGUGGCCCGUCCUUUUGUCACCUAUCACAACGAACUGGACAUGAACCUCUACAUGAGGAUUGCUCCUGAGCUCUACCACAAGAUGCUUGUGGUCGGUGGGAUUGACCGAGUUUAUGAAGUGGGUCGUCAGUUCAGAAAUGAGGGGAUUGACCUCACGCAUAACCCUGAGUUCACCACUUGUGAAUUCUAUAUGGCUUAUGCAGAUUACCACGACUUGAUGGAUAUUACAGAAAAUCUUCUUUCAGGUAUGGUGAAGCACAUCACUGGAGGGUACAAGGUGACCUACCAUCCAGAGGGUCCAGAGGGAGAGGCCCAGGAGAUUGACUUUACUCCUCCCUUCAGGAGAGUCAGUAUGACCAAAGACCUGGAGAAGGAGAUGGGUGUGAAGUUCCCUGCCCCAGACACCUAUGACAGCAAUGAGACCCGGAAGUUCUUCGAUGAGCUGUGUGCUCAGAAAGGAGUGGAGUGUCCACCACCCAGAACCACCGCUCGCCUCCUGGACAAGCUGGUGGGAGACUUCCUGGAAGUGACAUGCAUCAACCCCACAUUCAUCUGUGACCACCCCCAGAUCAUGAGCCCUUUGGCCAAAUGGCACAGGUCAGAGAAGGGCCUGACAGAGCGCUUUGAGCUCUUUGUGAUGAAGAAAGAGAUCUGCAAUGCCUACACUGAGCUGAACGACCCCAUCCGCCAGAGGGAGCUCUUUGAGCAACAGGGCAAGGCUAAGGCAGAAGGAGAUGUUGAGGCCAUGUUCAUCGAUGAGAAUUUCUGCACAGCUCUGGAAUAUGGUCUCCCUCCCACCGCUGGCUGGGGAAUGGGCAUCGAUCGCCUUACCAUGUUCCUCACUGACUCCAACAAUAUCAAGGAGGUGCUGCUGUUCCCUGCCAUGAAGCCUGAUGACAACAAGACCGCCCCACCCACUGAGGGCACCUCUGUCUGACAACGUGCCCUCAGGUGAACACUCCAGUUUGCCUUCAGUCAGGCCAGGGACAGGUUUCAGAUUAGUAGUUAAUGUGGAGUAAUCUGUUUCCCAUUUUUACUGUCUGUUUUGAACCUGUGCAGUUUUGCAUCUUAAGGGAAUAAAGUAACUUUUUAAAGCUUUUCUUGUCAGAAUUACAUAUUGAGUUCCAUGCAUAACUGUCUGGUGUUGAUUUCUCCCCCCAGUCAUCUGUUUUAAGUGUUUGAGCAUGUGAAAACCCAAUAAAAUGCCAUUAACUGUGGCCAAUCAACUUGU